Armigeres subalbatus is the source of this 543-nucleotide messenger RNA. RefSeq lists its product as uncharacterized. The coding region runs from base 1 to 543 and encodes 180 amino acids. The transcript is spliced from 2 exons. The record is from RefSeq and is a predicted model, not a curated record. NCBI's taxonomy places the organism in Eukaryota, Metazoa, Arthropoda, Insecta, Diptera, Culicidae.
AUGUGCAAUAAAGUGAAUGAAUCGUCUACGAUUGUGGAAGGGUUAAAAGCCGAAUAUCCAGAAGUUUUUAGCACUGCCCUGGGAAAGUGCACGAAGGUUACCAUGAAGCUAUGGCUGAAGCCAGAUCAGCAACCAGUUUUUCGUUCAAAACACCCGGUGGCGUAUUCUUCGUAUCAAGCAGUUGAAGAUGAGUUGGAUCGAUUGAGGCGACUAAGGAUAAUAAAGCCGGUAGACAACUCCGAGUGGGCGGCUCCAAUUGAUAUUUUUGUGAAGCCAGCCAACUGUAUGGUCUUCAGUAUUAUCGACAUGUCUGAUUCGUACCUGCAACUGGAAGUAGAUGAAGCAUUAGAAGAUGCUUUAGAACUUUAUGCCAUUAAUACCCAUCGAGGCAUCUACAAAGUGAACCGUCUUGCUCCCGGGGUUAAGGCCGCGCCAGGUGCUUUUCAGCAAGUGGUCGAUGCCAUACUAGCAGGUCUUGAGCACACCUGCGGCUACCUGGACGACGUCAUUAUAGGAGUUUGGGGUUACGGGAGUUUGGAUUAA